GUUGGUGACUGGAAGAGAGGGAGAAACAGAAGGAAAAAAAAGAAAAAGGGGAUUUGAGGAGAAAUGCGAAGCGCAUGCGCCAUCCGAAAGGUCUUUGCGCUGCGCAUCCGUGCCGCAGCGUGCUAGUUUGCGAGAGGAGGCGACUGAAGCAGGUGAGAGAGGGAGAAAAGGAGAGAGGGAGGGAUAGCCGGCGAGACUUUUUACUGCACUUCAGCACACAGAGACGCACACAUACGGUGUGGGAGGACGACAGACUCGGAGCCUCUCAGCAAAAGCCGCUGUUGUUCACACGCUGAGCUCUUUUCCUCCCCCUGGCACCGCGCGCGUUCGCCAAGCCGCACUGUUUGGAGAUAGUCCGCGCGGAAAGUUUUUUGGAGCAUACUGUCUGGAGCCGAUUAAUUGUGGCAUCUGUUUUUUUUUCUUUCUUCUUCUUCUUCUUUUAGCAAGGCGGAUGACUUACUCCUUUUUUUUUUUUUUUUUUUCUGCAUGUGAAGACUUUUAAGUCCGGCGGAGGAACUGUCAAAGUGUUUUUUGCUCAGAAUGGAAGGUAAAUUGACAAGUCGUUUGUGGCGAGGAACACCGUGUGGAUCUUUCCGCAGGUAAAAACGCGCUAUGACCUGAGCGUGUUAGCGGCUGGAUUUAAUGUUCAUUGCAAGACUUUCCGUGUUUUUUUUUUGGUUUGACAUAGUCUAGCUAUAAUCUGGAACAGUUUUUUUUUUUUUUUUUUUUACUUGGAUAGGGGAACAAAAAAGUAGGCCGCUUUCAAUUAGAAGAGAAUCGACAAAGUACAUUCGACAUUUCCGUCAGGGGGCAUUUUGGGUUGCCGUAGAUGGUUUCAUUUCUUCAUAUUUACCGCAAAGUCACGCACUGAUUCAUUAAAAGGAACUGAUCAUUUCCUUUACACUGUCUUUGGACAUUAUAUGUAUACCCCGCUGCUUCCUACCAGCCCUAUAAACUGUUUGGCGCACGGAGCGCAUUCACCGAUUGUUGGUCGUCCGUGUUCACCAAAACACCAAACCUGAAUAACUCUCUCAGCUGUAGCUUUUACGCGUUCUUCACCCCAACCAAGCACUUUCCAAGAGAUCCGGAUAAAACGACCAGACUUGUCUUCACUGCAGCGGAAAAGGAAAUCUUAAAUCCACCUGGCCUGCACUGGGAUUAUUGGUUUGGUAUCGUCUGCAGAAAGUGGAUUACAACUUCUAACGGGCUGUGCUCCUUGAUCAGCGGCAGUAUGAACCUGGGGCUGGGCUGUGUCAGUCGGCCGGUUUGCUGGCCCUUUGGCAGCGUGUUGGACUCCAGACACUGUGUCUUUGCCCUCACACUCCUCACACUCCUCAUGCAGGUGGUGGUGGAGGCCAACUCAUGGUGGUCUCUGGCCAUGAACCCUUUACUGAUCCCUGAGGCCUACAUCAUCGGUGCCCAGCCUCUGUGCAGCCAGCUGGUGGGCCUGUCGCAGGGCCAGAAGAAGCUGUGCCAGCUCUACCAGGACCACAUGCAGUACAUCGGUGAAGGUGCCAAGACAGGCAUCAGAGAGUGCCAGUACCAGUUCAGACAUCGGCGCUGGAACUGCAGCACGGUGGACAACUCCUCUGUUUUCGGACGGGUCAUGCAAAUAGGCAGCCGAGAAACGGCGUUCACUUAUGCCAUCAGCGCAGCAGGGGUGGUGAACGCGGUGAGCCGUGCCUGCAGAGAGGGGGAACUCUCCAGCUGUGGGUGCAGUCGUGCGGCUCGCCCCAAAGACCUGCCACGAGACUGGCUAUGGGGCGGCUGCGGAGACAACCUCAACUACGGCUACAGGUUCUCCAAGGAGUUUGUGGACGCACGCGAGAGGGAAAAGAGCUACCCCAAAGGCUCAUAUGAGAGCGCCCGGCUGUUAAUGAAUCUUCACAAUAACGAAGCUGGAAGGAGGACGGUGUCAGACCUUGCCCACGUGUCCUGCAAGUGCCACGGGGUGUCAGGCUCCUGCAGUCUGAAGACUUGCUGGCUGCAGCUGGCUGACUUCCGCAAGGUGGGCGAUGCACUGAAGGAAAAGUACGACAGCGCAGCUGCCAUGAAGCUCAACACACGUGGGAAGAUGGUGCAGAUGCACAGCAAGUUCAACGCUCCCACAAGCCAUGACCUGGUGUACAUUGAGUCCAGUCCAGACUACUGCCUGAAGAACCAAAGCACAGGCUCCCUGGGCACAGUGGGGCGCCUUUGCAACAAGACCUCAGAGGGCAUGGAUGGGUGUGAGCUGAUGUGCUGCGGCCGCGGUUACGACCAGUACAAGGCCCAGAUAGUGGAGCGCUGCCACUGCAAGUUCCACUGGUGCUGCUACGUCAAGUGCAAGCGCUGCACCAAAAUCGUAGACCAAUUCGUCUGCAAGUGAGAAGAGGAGUGUUGCCUGUGUGUGUUUGCUUGCAGGCGAUGGGCAUACAUCUGUGUGUAUUCAGGAGCAGAGGAGCAAAGGAGUUGAACACAGAGAGAGAAUGGAAGAAAGAAACUAUAUAAAUUAUAUUUAUAGAGUUAAACAAUUAUGCCAUUGCAAAAAGACUGACUCUUUUUUUUUUUUUUUUUUUUUUUUCAAAAAAAAAUCUUAUGUCUUCAGAAACUGAGAGUAUCGUGAAAUAUUUAUUUUGAGAUUGUUAUGUUUUAUUUUGGCCCAGUCAUCACCGGCCGAUUUUAACCCCUGCAAGUGCCUAAAACUGGCUGGAAAUCUCCCCCUACCCCCACCACCACCUAACCCUUUUUUAAAUUUCAGAAUAUAAAAUAUUUCUUGUCAGAUGGGUCCCACUGUUUGCAAAAUUGGACUGUGCUUCCCAUUUCCAAACAAGAGAGUUGUGGCAUAGUUGACUAAGAGGUCCUGGUCUGUUGUUUAAGAAUGACUGUGUUGAGAGGAGAACGCCUGUGUGCUGUAGUGUGUGGAUGUGUUUUCAUGGGCCCAGUCCCAAACCAGCCUUCACAUCCUUACCGAAGUCUACUCGUCCCCUCUCACCACAUGUAGAGUAAGGAACACUGUUGGUUCAUACGAGUCCUACGAGGAGUACAAUGGGUACAAUAAGAGGGCUGUUUUGGGGAUUGGGCCAUUUAUUAAGCUGUUCCCCAGGUGCUGCAACAAGCCCUCCACCAUUAUGCACUUUGAUACAGACGCUUAAACCUGUCUGUAUGUGUCUGUUCAGCUGUUUUUUACUACAGUGCAUCAGCAGAUAUAUCAAUAUUAUAGCCUACUUUUCCAUAUUAAUUCAGAUUAUCCAUUUAACAUUAUUCUACAAUACUUAACAUGGUUUGAAUAUAUAUGGGCAAUGUUGUGGUUACAGUGGUGAAAUAUUCCAUGCUCUGUGUAUAUAGUAUGUCUAUCCAACCAAUCAGUAAACUGUAUUUAUUUUCUUUAACCAGAUCAUCCUUUUAAGCUUAAAACAAAAAAGCAUCAUCUCCAUAGAUCAAUAUUAAACCGGACAUCCCCAAGUUUUGAAGUCACUUUUUAAAAUGUUGUUCUCACUAAUGCGGCUCUUCACUGUUUUUGUAAAGGGAAAUGCACCUUAUUGUUUCAAAUCACAGAUUCUUUCUUCUCACUCAUGUUCAGCUUUACUGUUACACACAAAUAUAUAUAUAUAUAUCACAUAUGUUCAGAUUUGAUCAUUGCCACAGAUUUCCAGUACCACUCAGAUAACUGCUCAAUAUCCCUGUGAUGAUUUUCAAUAGACAAACUAUUUCUACCAAUCCAACCAUGUAUAUUUAUAAGCUUCUCCAUGAAUUUGAGGUUUGUUAAACAUAAUGUGUUAUAGCUGAUAUUUUGUUACUUUUUACAAAUUGGCUCAAUGCUCUACUUUGUUUCAAUAAAUAUCAAAUGUAAAACCA
Molecule: messenger RNA, 3837 nt
Organism: Dicentrarchus labrax (European seabass)
Lineage: Eukaryota; Metazoa; Chordata; Actinopteri; Moronidae
Gene: wnt5a
Product: wingless-type MMTV integration site family, member 5a
Exons: 5
Coding region: 1232-2368 (378 amino acids)
Biological process (GO): multicellular organism development; canonical Wnt signaling pathway; cell fate commitment
Cellular component (GO): extracellular region
Molecular function (GO): frizzled binding; cytokine activity
Source: RefSeq, a predicted model, not a curated record